This is a messenger RNA of Aspergillus ochraceoroseus IBT 24754, 873 nucleotides long. Its product is annotated as putative L-cystine transporter. Bases 1 to 873 code for a protein of 290 amino acids. The record is from RefSeq and is a predicted model, not a curated record. NCBI's taxonomy places the organism in Eukaryota, Fungi, Ascomycota, Eurotiomycetes, Eurotiales, Aspergillaceae. Gene Ontology annotation, biological process: L-cystine transport. Gene Ontology annotation, molecular function: L-cystine transmembrane transporter activity. Gene Ontology annotation, cellular component: vacuolar membrane; fungal-type vacuole. The transcript has 4 exons.
AUGUAUUCCGUGAUUGAAGAUUUCAUCAGGGCUCUUUCCCGCCUUCUCGGUUGGAUAUACACGUUUUGUUGGUCUGCAUCCUUCUAUCCCCAGCCGAUUGACAACUACCGACGCAAAUCGACCACUGGACUGGCCAUCGAUUUCCCCACCAUUAAUGUGCUGGGAUUUGUCUGUUAUGCUGUGUAUACUGCUACCUUUCUCUGGUCCCCCGUGAUCCGCCGUCAGUAUGCUGCUCGUCAUCCUGCGUCGGAAGAACCAACCGUGCGCUUUAAUGAUUUUGCCUUCGCCCUGCAUGCCGUCGUCCUAAGCUCCAUAGUCUACUCUCAAUUCUGGCCGAGAAUCUGGGGGUUUCGAGUCUCCCGCUUCCAGACCGUUAGUAAGCCGGUUGCUGGCCUUUUCUGGGGUUCCUUUGUCGCAGUAGCUGUUGUCGUCUGCCUUGUCUUAGUCAAGAGUCCGAACGAGGGCUAUGACCCGUCGUCUUGGGCUUGGAUUGAUGUUAUAUACUCCCUUUCCUAUGUGAAACUUGUCAUCACGGUUGUCAAGUAUGUCCCGCAGGCGUGGAUCAACUAUAAACGUAAAUCCACACGUGGUUGGAGCAUUGUCCAAAUCCUCUUCGACUUAACUGGAGGUGUUCUCUCCCUCCUUCAAUUGGUACUUGACUCUAGUCUCCAGAAUGACUGGAGUGGUAUCGUCGGGAACCCGGUCAAACUCCUCCUAUCGAAUGUCACCAUCUUUUUUGACCUAGUUUUUGUCGUCCAACAUUACAUCCUCUACCGGAAUGCGCCUGAAGAUAAAGGGAAGAGCCAAAAUGCGGAUGUAUACAGCCCUUUGUUAUCUCACUCGAGUAAUCCCCAGGGACCCAGCAGGGUUUAG